Xiphophorus maculatus (southern platyfish) is the source of this 9877-nucleotide messenger RNA. RefSeq names its product cilia and flagella associated protein 47 (gene cfap47). Bases 99 to 9215 code for a protein of 3038 amino acids. Gene Ontology annotation, molecular function: protein binding. The record is from RefSeq and is a predicted model, not a curated record. NCBI's taxonomy places the organism in Eukaryota, Metazoa, Chordata, Actinopteri, Cyprinodontiformes, Poeciliidae. The transcript has 67 exons.
ACUAACGGCGCGCAGGUCAACAAACUGAAUUAAGUACGCCAUUGUUCCGCGGCUAUAAAAGUGACUUUAGCUGCAUUAUAAUUGCGGAGGCUUUCAUUAUGGCUGGAAAGGGUAUUCGAGUGGAACCCCCGUUCCUAGAAUUCAAGGAUAUGAAAGUUGGGGACGUUUACAAGAAGGCAGUCUCGAUAACAAAUAUUGGGAAAGUAUCCAGGAAGAUAUUAGUUGAAAAGCCAGCGCUGAAGAUCUUUAAAUUAAUCAGAUUGGGUCAAGCUUGGUUUUUGCCACCGGGCUUUUGUAUUAGAGGCACGCUGGAGUUCACUCCAGUUACUGAGGAGAAGGUCAAAGACUCCAUUCAGAUAAUUAUAGACGAUGAGGAGCUCCUCGAAGUUCCGGUAACAGGACUUCCCAGGUUUCCCUCUUUCACCAUGGACUCAUUGCUAGACUUUGGAUACCUUGUCGCGGACAGUCAAGUGGUCAAAAAACGUCAUCUAAUUAUCAACAACGGAUCAGCACCUGGUCGAUUCGAAGUGAAGCAUAAGAGGAGUGAAUCGUUCUCCCUCCAUAUCCACCCGUCACACGGAAUCGUAGAAGGUGGUUCCACCAUGUGGCUGACAGUAGAACUGCAUGCAGACAGACCUGGGCGUAUUGCUGAAGAAGCUCUGGUGAAGCUCCAGGAUUCCCCAGCUGUUCUUAGUAUCAAGGCUGAAGUGGUGGAGCAGCAUCUUGAGGUUUCUGACAUGCAGGGCUUCCCCCUUUCCUGUUUGUGGUUUGGACCUGUCUACUUUGGGGCCUCCAGCGAGCAGAAAGUGGUACUAAGAAAUAACUGUCCCAUUUCUUGUGACUGGGUCUGCCUGCUGCUGGAUAAAGCUGUUGGUAUUGAGGCUGGAACAGAACUUCAGAAGAGCACAGGCACCGCCCUGCUGGAGAGGAUGAAGAACUGCAGCUCAGCCAGACAUUUUGCUUUCCAGGUCUUGGAGUGUGUGCCUGCACAUGGUCGACUGGAUCCAUAUCACACAACCACAGUGGUAGUACGAUUCAGUCCCAAAUCCAGGAGGAGAUGGCGUAGUACUUUACCUAGGCGACAGGACUACUCUCUGUUUCUCGUGUUUGAUAUUGUGAGCUGCAAACAUGGCUUCACUCAACCUACAGUUGACAGCAGCGUGGAGGUGGCAGUAACCGGUUCCGGAAUCCCCGUGGCUCUGGUGCCGUCUCCCUCUGACACGUUUGAUUUCUCCCACUGUGCAAUGGGCCAACAUUCAGAUCUUCUGUGCGUGCUCCAGAACCUCUGCCCUCAACUUCCAAUCAGAUUCCGCUUUCGCAAGUUGGCACACUUUACUGCCCAUCCACCAACGGGAACCAUUGCCCCUGGGCAGUGCCAGGAUGUAGUUUUGACUUUUAAUGCACGGCAGCAGGGAACCUUCCAGGUACGUCAGAAGGUAGAUGUCCUAGGUUGGGUUGCGUCUCAGAAAAAUGGCUGCUCCAAUGAAAUUGGCUGCUUCCACACAAUAUUGUUACACCUAUCUGCAAUAUGUGACAGUGUGAGGAUACCCCCACAACCAAAACUACAUUCUGCUCUAAAGUGUCCCACCGGGUUACGGCCUUGCGUCCAGUUGAGAGAUCUGGAUCACUGCAGCAAGUUGGGCCGUAUUGCCACCGCAAAGCUACACAAGCAUCGCAGGGACAUGAGCCCAAUCACAGAUAUAAACGAGUUCCUGGCUUUCCCCAAUGAUCGGGCCGCGAGCAUCAGACCAGCAUCACCACACACACAAUAUAGGACCAUUUUUACCGGAGUGCGACGCUACCGCUAUGUGGACCGCACCUAUGCUUUCACUAAGGAUGAGGACGAGCUGAGACGGCGCAACCAGCAGACUUACAUUAACUUUAUCAAGCAAAGAUGGCAUGAGAAGACCGUGGAAAGGCAGCCACAGACUGGGAAUGACGGUGUUCUUGAGAUUGAUACACAUAAUGGACUUGUUCCUCCUGUGUUCAACAUCAGAGACCUGGAUAGCACCAAGAACUCAGACAGGGACCCUAGUUGCAGUUCAAAACACUCGAGUGAAAUUACAAACAGUGGGGACAGUCAGGUUAGAUCAAAAAUUUUUGAAGCAGUGAAUACAGUUCCAUCUACCAGACAGCAGGUGGCAGACUGUAGGAGGACUCUGGCUCCUCUGGAGCUCUACCAAGUCGACAUAACUCCCUCGUCUGUGAACUUUGGCACAGUGGCUGCGCAGUCAGUGUGCUCUACUAAUGUGCAUCUCGUCAAUCGCCUGCCGGUGCACGUCUGGGUUGAGCUGGAUGUGGACUGCAUUGAGCUGCAGGGCUCCUCAAUGCUGUCCCAAGUCUUGCCUCCCUUCUUCCACAGCAUCUUGCCCCUGACGUUUCAGGGCACGCUGCAUGGCCGCUUCAGAAGGUCCUUGAGCUACACUGUCAACCAGCAGCACCCUGGUCAGAUCCUAGUCCAAGCUGAGGUGGUCCCCUUGGCUCUGGAGCUGUCCAGCAACCUGGUGGUGCUCACCCCCAACCCAGUGUUGCUCGCAGGAUCAGAGUACAGAGGCAUAGUGACCCUUCGAAACCUGUCCAACUGUGUAGCAGAAUUCUCCUGGAGGCCAGUUAUCCCAGAGAGCGGCCUGCUGUUAUACUCUAUUCGACCAUCUACAGGCGUGGUGGAGCCACACAUGGAAAUAGACUGCGAGAUAAAUUGGCAUCCCGGUUUUAAUUCCCCUACUGAGGGAGACUUUGACCUUUUUGUCCAAGAGGGAAUCCCCCAGCGCCUGCACUGUGUUGCCAAGGUUGGAUCCACUACUGUCGAGCUGGCAGAAAAGAGAAUCCUUUUCACCUCGGUACCUCUCAACACAACUUCCGUCAGAUCCACUGUCCUGCACAACUCUGGACAGUACCACGCCUAUUUUGAGGUUGUAGACAUUUGCCCUCUGCCUGGCAUGGUAGUGAGUCCAUCUGUAGGUGUUGUACCAAGCAGAGGUCAGGCCAUGAUUCGCAUUCAGUUCAACCCAGACUGUAUCUUUAAAUUUGAUUCCAAGAUUGAGAUAGCGAUGAAGACCAUGAAGUCCAUCCAGCUAAGAGUUGGAGGAUCAGUAGAGCCUCCGAAUGUAACUUUCAGCAAGUUUAAUUUUCAGUUCUGUGGAGUCCACAUUGGAUCUCAACAGAGGAUUCCUUUCUCCAUAACAAACCACUCUGCGGCUCUUUCCCAAGUCACUUUUGAUCUGUCAAAAUACAAAGACUUCUCAAUCAAAGGCCGCCAGCCCUCCACAAAAAAGGAGCUGGGAAUAACUGUGAUGGAGGUUGGUAGUGGUCAGACAGAGGAGUGUUUCCUUGUCUUUUCUCCCACGCAGGUGACCGACUACAACUUCGUACUGCCAAUAAUGGUCAACGGAGUUAAAUGGCCCACUUCGUUGCCCUCUUUUUUCACCUCGUCGUCUUCUACUACUCUACUGCUGACACCUGACAGCAGGAAGACUAUGACGACGUCUACCACUUUAUCCACAGACGAAGAACAGUCAUUGUCAGUAGAUGCCACAGCUCUGUUUGCCCCAGUGGAAAUGUCCUCCACUCGCCUGCAGUUUGUUGUUGUGUCACAUUCUCCUACAUUCCCUCAGAUCGUCGAGCUGAAAGCUAAGGGUGAACAGAGCAUCUGCUGGAAAGCUGUCGCAGGAGAAGGCGUCCGUUGGUGGUUUGACCUUGGCACCGCAGAAGAGCUGUGCGCGGUGGCUCCAGCGUUUGGCAUUCUCAGGCCUGGCCAGUCCGUGUGCUUGGCAGUCACCAUCAACCCUGAGGCCACGAAAAACGGAGAAAAAAUAACCAAAGUGUCCAUUCCAAUGUAUUUAAGAGGGGAGGGAGAGGAAGGAAGACAAAUAAAUAAAGAACAGCAUCCUUAUAGAAAGCUGUCAGUCAUCAUUCUCCUCAGUCGUCCAAGUAUCGUCUUCUCCCCCCGUCAGAUCCUCUUCACCCCUGUUCCACUGUCAAAGAGCACAGAAACCAUGCUAUCCUUGCAAACUGCUGGCUAUCCAUGCGGAACAACCAUAUCGGCGGAAUGCGAAAAGGUGGAAACGAAGGAUGGAACUAAGAUCCAGCCUAUUUCUGUCAACUUUCCUCAUGGAAACCGUAUCUAUACCCAGAACAUCAGCGAGGGAACCAAAGUUAUCUCUCUACUGUGUGAAGUGUCGUUCUGCUCUGCUGUCCCGGUGUCAUUGUGCACAACCGUCACCUUCAGUGACCACAUGAAAAACAAAUUCAAGAUUAAGGUGUGUGCAGUUGCUGAGAACUGUCUGCUAACGGCCUGGCCCUACUUGGCGAUACACCACAACCAUCAACAUGUAGUUCUGCAAGCAGGAGCCACAUCUGUGGAGGCUAUUCUUCUGAACUAUAACACACCAAGUCCCGCAUCUGGCCCGAUCACAUCGUCAUCCUCGUCGUCAUCGUUUGACCACUACAGCUCAGCAUACUGCACCUCAGAUACCUUGUCAAAUUGUCACAGUAUGGAUGAACAAACCAGCAAAGAUGAUAAUUCCUCUGCUAAAAGUGACACCCCAGCCAGUCUUUCUAUCCCAAGAUUCCCUGUUGCCAGGUCAGAAGAAACAAAAUUUUACCAGAAAGUAUUACUGACUGUAGAGAAGUGGUUUAGCCUCUAUGGAUGGCCCAGUGGAACAAACCCCAUAUGUAUACCUCACAGUCUCAGAAGAGUUGUGUUCGCAGUUCAAACAAGCGACUCCAAUGGGCGAGCGUUUAGUGUCACCCAAAAUAAAGAUACAAGGUCUGUACUGGAUAUGCUUGAGCAUUUGAGCGGCAGAAUGAUACCUCGUAUCCCUAUGUGCCAAACAUUUUCAAAAGAUAUACACCAGCGCACUACUCAGCUGCUACAACAGAAUGAAGCUAUGCUGGAAUUUCUCAGGGUGCAGGGAGCCUGUCUUUGUCACAUCAAGCCUGAGUACCUGCUGGAUGUUGCGGAGUUUAAGCACUGGUGCUCCUUGCAGGAAAAAGACUCAGAGAAAUACUUGGAUUGUAACUUUUUUGACUUUUGGUCUCUGAGCAAACGCUCAUGGACUGAUGUGCUCCUGCAGAUCUACAAGGUUCUGGUGUUGAGUCAUGUACCAGAGGACACCCUACAUGAACCUUUGUACCCCAGGGACACAGAGGACGCCCUUCUUGAUGGCUCCCAUGCUCUGACCAGUACCAUCUACUCACUACGGGAGCUUCACUUGCUGUCAUGGCUUAACAUGAACUACCAGAAGAUGAGGAAGAUCGUGUGGGAAGCAGGUAGAGUCCCAACGUCGCGCUGGAUCGUUAAUUUUGAUUUGGACUUCGCAGAUGGUCUGGUGCUUGGUGCGCUGAUUGCCGCUCACUGCCCUUAUCUGAUAAGAAGCCACUUCCGGAGGAUGUACACCACACCUUGCAACUCGCCGCAGAUCUUUCACAAUAGCAUUAUUGUGAUUCAAGCUUUAAUUUUACUUGGUCUCAGCUUAAACAUGAAGUCCACAGAGCUGUGUGAGAUUAACCCAGUGCAGACGUUAUUUCUGUGUGUUCACCUGUAUGAGUCUCUUCCUCAUUACAUGCCAUCAGAGACCCUCACUCUGUCAGGACGUCUGCACAGCACAUUCAGCAAGCAGGUGUGCCUGAAGAACCCUUCCUCCAGGCCGCUCAGAUACAAGGUCCUCCUUUUAGGGGAAGAUGCCCAUCUGUUCUCUGUCCCUGGUAGCUCUGUGGUCACCGUUUCCGCAGAGUCAGACUUUGAGCUGACCGUCCAGUUCAGGUGUUGCUUCCUGCGCCCCAUAAAGGCGGUUCUUCUGCUCAUCGCCAGCUCUGCUUUCGGCCUCCGCUGCGCCACGCUUGCUUUCAACCUUAAGACGUGUGUCACUCAAAUCACACCGAUAAAUUCACUCCAGUUGACUUCCCCAUGUUACCAACUCAAAGUGAUAAAUGUGCCACUGACCAACAAUUUCAACAAAAAAGCUUAUUUCAGGGUGGUGCUAGUGGAGUCUUCCUACAACCCACUUGGGCCUGAAAUGAGAAAAGAUAGGCUUUCUCAACAAAAGUCACCUAAUGACAGUGAGAAGGAGAAGGAUGCGACUUCCGAUACGGUUGAUGGAGAUCAGUUUGAAGAAGGAGAAGACAAUGAGUUCCUGAGUACAGAGAGGACUGUUUAUCUGAAGCCAGGCCAGCCAGGCAAUCUGAGGAUACUCUACAUGCCCUUCUUUAUAGGAACCAAAUACUGCUCUGUGCUGCUGCUCUCCCCUCAGGUGGGAGAUAUGGUGUACGUGGUGAAGGCUACAUCAGAAAUUCCGCUUCCUUCCCCCCUUCCCGCGAGUCCAACUUUAAUUCCAGGGAAGUCUGACACAUGUGGGUCUUUCCUAAGCUUUCAAUGUACGGUUGGAGAAGUUUAUGAGGAGAUGCUGCGGGUGCCUCUGGUUAACAAGUCUUUGGAGGACGCUCUAGCUGUCUGGGCUCAGCAAUGCAUUAGCGCUAAAGAACGCGGGAGGCGGAUGCUGACGCGCUCUUUGCACAGCAGUACAGUGAGAGCAGCCAUAGCCACGCAGAAGCACCUCAAAUGUUCGCUCAUAGAAAGUAUUUACUACAAUGAAGCGUUGCAGUACAAAGUGGAAGUUUCUUUGCCGCAUUUCUUUGAUCUUCCCAAGACUGUUACCAUACCUGUAAAAGAAAACAUAAAUGUACCAUGGGACGCUUUAACAGUGUGUGACUGUGUGGACAUCCCACUGCGUUUCCAGGCACACUCGGUGGGGGAGCUCACCUGCAACGUGGUGCUAACGUCCUGUUUCGAUACCAGAGUGUACCAGCUCAAGGCUUUCGUCACUCAGCGGGAAAAUGCAACUCACUUGGACUUCAGUUCACCAGCUCUGCAGUCAGUCACACAACACAUACCUUUGCUCAAUGAGACUCUUCAGAACUGGAGUGUGCAAGCUGAAGUGUGCGGCGAAGGAUUCUCAGGCCCAGACGUCGUAGAUAUUCCCGCAGGAACAAAACAGAUCUACCCCCUCACCGUCCUUCCCACCUCCCAAUGCAUUGCUACGGGCAGGCUGUGCUUACACAAUGACUUUGACGGUACGGAACACGUGUUUACCCUCAGAAGAGUGGGAGAGCCCCCCCUGCCGCUGGAUCAUAUCGUGCUAUCCUGCCCAGUGGGGAAGACCACAUACGCUAAGCUGGACAUCCCCAACUACACCCAGAAAACCCUCACUCUCAGGGCAGUGACAGACCUGCCGAUUGUGAGUGGUAGCCCUUCUCUAGAGAUUAGCCCUGAACAAGGCUCUCCAUACACCCUGGCUGUGUCCCCUUGGAAACGAGGAGAAUACACAGGCUCAGUAUCAUUUAUUGAACAUGGUGACAUGGAUGAGAGAGAGAACAACAAAGGAAAUUCAAUUGGAAACUACAUAGUUAUUUUUUCACUUGUGGUAAAUUGUAAACCAGAAGCACCAAUCAAGGUCAUUGAUGUACAGUGUGUUGCUAAGAGCUCAGUUGCCAUAGAGAUACCUGUCAGUAACCCAGGAGAAGAGCUGCUGACACUGGAUGUGUGCCUGGAAGGAGGCGAUCUGUCGGGGGCCAGCCAGUUCUCACUUCCCCCAUGGGGGACUCUGAGCUACAGAGUUACCUACUCUCCUGUCAGCGUAGGGAAGGGCACAGGCAGUGUGGUGUUCCAGUCAGAGCUAAUAGGGGAGUUCUGGUACCAACUGGAGCUCUAUGCUCUUCCUCCAUCAGUCGUCACGAUCCCACAAGCUCACUGUCAUCUGGGCAAAUGGGUCAGAAUAAAUAUUCCUCUGGUCAACCCUACAGCUGAAACGCUGAAGCUGUUUGUAGCUAACUCCAAUCCCAGACACUACUCACUGGAGAUGGAUUCAGCAGAAACCAUCAUGCUGGCACCAAAGUCAUGCAUCCUUGUUGGCGUUCGCUUUAGUCCUUCAUCCAUUGGAGAGGAGAACCACCAUGGAAAGAUCUCUUUUACAUGUUCUCAGUUGCAGGAUUGCUGUGUUUUGUUGAGUGGGUGUGGCCUCAGGCCAGAGGUCGAGGAACCUUUGUGUAUGUCCUGCUUGAUUGGUUCCAGUACCUCCAUUUCUGUUCCAAUUUUAAACCCUACCGAUCACCAAGCCACACUCAACAUAACUCUUACAGCCGAAGACCCAAAUGAUGCGUCUAAUUGCAAACCAAUCAGUGACGAGAAGGCCUUCUCUUGCACUCUGGAUCAUGCUGAAGUUUUGCAGAUCAGCGAAAGAGCAACUGUUGGUGUGCCAGUUGUGUUUACGCCUAAGACCGUGGAGUUGCAGAAGGCCUGGCUUUGCGUCACCAUGAAGCCCAUAAGCGGUCAGGACUCCACAGGGUCAAGUGAAGAGCUCUUGCACAUAUCUUGGAUUUACCCCCUGCGCGGCAUCCCGGUGGAGGCUCCGUUUGAGAGCUCCCCUCAUGCUGUACUCCAGUGUGAAGUGGGGGGCCAGCUUGAACAUACAGUGGAUGUGCAGCUCACCGGGUAUGUGCCAGGGAACCAGGAGCUGAGGGGGCAGCAGGGUCUGAUGGAGGACUUUCUGUGCAAGGUGCGUUCGGCCUCUGGAACGGCGCGCUCAAGGCCUGACAACUAUCUCUCCAUUUCCAUCAAGGCGGCAAGGAGAGAUCCUGAGAGUGGCGUCAUCAUGCUCACCCUCUGUCUGAUCUACACGCCACGCAGGACACGCAGGUUCUCAAGCGUCCUAGUAGUUCAGUCUUCGACCUGCAAGGUCUGGGAGUUUCCCUUGAUUCUCAUUGCUACGAAGCCUCAGGUGGAUGACGUUGUUCAUGUAGAAACGACUGAGAUAGGGAGGACCUCCGCCGUGGGUUUCCGCCUGACCAGCACCACCAGGAGGUCGAUGCCAUUCAAAGCAACAUUCCUGCCGGGCAGCAGCACCGAGUUCACCGUGGCUCCGGCCUCUGGGAUGUUGCCUCCUGCUGGCACAGCCGGAGCGCUCAUCUCUGUGUUCUUCACCCCCACUGCAAGCUGCAAGAGACACAGAGCCAGGCUGGCCGUCCAGGCAGCAGACAUGCAGUGGAUUUAUGACGUGAAGGGGAAAACCUCUCAGGACCACCAGCUCCUCCGUAAAUCAUCCCCCAAGGACAGCCUCCCAGCUCCUCUUCCCCCCAGAGAACGCCGGCGUAACUUUGUGGUCCAGAACCUUCGCAUUCCCUUUCUGGCUAACUCGUCCCCUGUCAAAGUCAAAAAAUAAUUAUAAAAAUAAUAAUAAAAAGCCCAGCCUUCUUUUAUUUUAAAUACAGAUUUUGUUUGAGUAUUUUUCAGAAACCGGCUGAAUGUUACGGUAUGUAUUUUCACACAUGCACAUGCGUCACAUCGUCUCUUAAACCACAAGGAAAGUUUUCUCAUCUUCUCUCGGCUCAUUAACUGCAUGAUGGUUCCCAUCAGCAGCUGUAAUUAGCUAUUUCUCUCCUGAUGCCAAAAUGUAUUUAGUCUACCUUUGGGAAGAAAAUUAAAGCUCAAUCCGCCCGAAUUAAUGCUGCCCCAAUCCUUUUUUUUUUUUUUUUUUUUUGGGAUUACAGCUUUUCUUUCAACUAGUGCAAGGAAAAGAGCUCCAUCGUUAUAAAUCUUGGGAUAGGAAUGGCAUGUUUAUGUCAUUCUUCAAAAGUAUUCUUUUUAUUUUUUGCUGUAAUGACACGUUCACUCCGCAGUGCCCAUGAACUUUCACACAUCCAGCACAUCUGCGAAUGUGACUGCUGAAUUACUAUUUCUAUCUAGAUUCAUGUACAGACUUAAAUGAAAUGAAUUUUUUAAUUUUAUUUUUUGUUAACUUUUCUUGUCCAGCAAUGUGGCACACAUGAAAUUGUUUUGCGAAAUUAAAAUUUGAGAAAGAUGUUAAGCUUUACUAGAAGUUGC